AUGGAAGAGAUAAUCCAGAAGUGUUCCUUUGAUAAAUGGUAUCCAAUACUCAGAGAUGAUACUAUAAGAUCAAAAAUAAUUGAACUUCCUGAUGAUUUUAAAGAAUUUUUAUUAUUCCAUGAAUUCAUAAUUGAAGAUGGAAAGUUCAAGGAUUUGGAAAAGCGUGUUAAUGAUGCUAUUGAUGAACUUGGUGGCGUUGCUUUCCCCAAAUUAAACUUUACUGCUCCGACCGAUUCUAAUUGGAUAGGUUUUGGCAAAUCAAUUGAAGUCAGAUCGUUCAAGGAUCUCGUUUACGUCUUUAAAGCAUCAACAAGAAUGCUUAUUGAUAUUACAUGCCCAUUCAAUGUCCAAAAUGUUGAAAUCAAGCCAAUAAUUGUUCUUAAGAAAUGGUUCAAUUACAAAGUCAAUAGAGAAUUUAGGAUCUUCAUGCGCGAUUCUGAACAUUUCUUUGUAUCAUCACGUAAUAUUAGCGUUCCUUACUAUCUUACUCAGGAAGAAGUCAGAGAAGGUGCCCAAACAAUGGUAAAUCUCAUUUCCCAGAAGAUACAUCCAUAUAGAAUUAUUAUUGAUUUUUAUAUCAGCCCCAAGAUGAGGCCACAUGUCAUUGACAUUGCUCCAUGGACUGAUGUUACAUCUCCUCUCCUCUACAGCUGGUCAGAACUCGAACUUUUGGCCCAAACAGAAGUUAGACUCACAACAGAUUUAAAUGUUCAGCCUCCUGAAGAUGCCGCUGUUCCAAGUGAUAUGGCAGAUGGAAGAAAAUUGGAAGAAAUAAUGGCUUCUUUGAAAGAAUUCAAAGAUGAAUUUAAUGACAACGUUCAUGAUAAAUUUCCUGAUGACCUUAAGAUCGAUGAUGGAGAAUAA
Trichomonas vaginalis G3 is the source of this 864-nucleotide messenger RNA. RefSeq names its product eukaryotic translation initiation factor 2 complex assembly. Gene Ontology annotation, cellular component: cytoplasm. NCBI's taxonomy places the organism in Eukaryota, Parabasalia, Trichomonadida, Trichomonadidae. The record is from RefSeq and is a predicted model, not a curated record. Bases 1 to 864 code for a protein of 287 amino acids. The transcript has a single exon.